Messenger RNA from Pelmatolapia mariae (spotted tilapia), 2607 nucleotides. Its product is annotated as SPARC-related modular calcium-binding protein 1-like. The coding region runs from base 209 to 1549 and encodes 446 amino acids. Gene Ontology annotation, biological process: extracellular matrix organization. The transcript is spliced from 11 exons. NCBI's taxonomy places the organism in Eukaryota, Metazoa, Chordata, Actinopteri, Cichliformes, Cichlidae. Gene Ontology annotation, molecular function: calcium ion binding; extracellular matrix binding; protein binding. The record is from RefSeq and is a predicted model, not a curated record. Gene Ontology annotation, cellular component: basement membrane.
CUCCUUGGAGGAGCUCGCGACCACUUCGCAGCAGCAUGAGGACGUGAGCAGGUCGGAAGGAGCGGCUCCUGAGUCCCGACGUGCCUCUUGUCUUCCUUCUCGAUCACGCCAGCGCGCUCAAACUGUGGCCGGCCUCAGCUCUGAAACCUCGGCACACCAGAGAGCCAGCGGCGCGCGGCCGCUCCGCGUGUGCUCCUCCGUGGCAGCAAUGAUGCUCGCGCUCACCUUCACCUGCCGCGCGCUGCUCCUCUUCUUGCUCUCGGAGUCGGUUCAGACCGACAAGACGGCGACCUUCCUGAUCACAGAGAACAUGUGGCCUCGUGGUUGUGUGCUGGACUGCCAGAGGGGGCGCCACAGACCUGUGUGUGGCAGCAAUGGCAGGCUGUAUAAAUCGCUGUGUGCCUUUCAGAGGGCACAGUGCAUCAACACACAGCUCCGCCACGUCCCACGGGGACACUGUGCAGAUCCGUUGCAGACUAAAUGCCAGCUGGCCCGAGCUCAGGGCCUUGAGGCCAGAGCCCGCAGCCGUGGUAGUCCUGCAGCUGCAGUUUUUGUGCCUGCGUGCAGUCCCGACGGUCACUUCAUGCCCAUGCAGUGCCACAACCAGACCGGAUAUUGCUGGUGCUCCACGCCUGAUGGCAAACCUGUCAGUGGUACCACGGUCCUCCAUGUGGUCCCCAACUGCACUGAUCACCUCAUCAAGCUCGUUCAGUUCACCCAUACAGAUGCAACUCCAAUCAAAGAUGGAGACGUUGGACCUGGACCUACGCUGGACCCUAGAAAACCUGCAGAGCUGACGGCGCCUCCAUUCUGGGUGACCAUCCUGAUGAACUCUGAGCCACGAGGAAACCGCUCACUCAGACGACCUCCUGACAAUCCUCAGACUUGUCAGCGUGAGCGAGCGUCUCUGCUCUCUCAGACUCGUCAAGCCCAGGAGGAUGAGCGUUUCAUCCCAGAAUGCACUGCAGAUGGGCGUUACAGCCCUGUGCAGUGCCACACUGCUACAGGUUACUGCUGGUGUGUCAGAGUGGACACUGGGAGGCCACGACCAGGCACCUCAGCACGGAAUCAAAUCCCGGACUGCACUAGGCCAGAGGCUGCAUCACUGGAGAAACCUCUGCCUGGGUGUCCUGGAGCUCGUAAGAAGAAGUUCCUUCAGAGUCUGGUCAGAGCGCUGCAGGUGGAAGCACAGCAUGCUGGGAGUCUGAGUCCCUACCAAGACUCAAACACAGAUCCUUCCAGUGCUCCUUCGCCCACUUCAAACCCUCCACCCUCUGUCGCUCCUUCAUCAUCUUCCUCCUCUCUGGAUAAUACCCCCACUGAUGCUGCAGAGUCUUCUAGGCCAGAUUUGGUGCUGCAGUGGCACUUUAGUCAGCUGGACGUGGACUCUGACGGGUGGCUCAGUGAGCGUGAGGCUCGACCCCUCCGUCAGUUCCUGCGGCGCAGACUGAAGCCACGACGCUGUGCUAAGAAGUUCGCCCAGUACUGCGACAGCGAUAGAGACCGAAGCCUAACGUUAGAGGAGCUGAGGGUGUGCCUGGCUCUCUGAGGAGGCUUACCGUCAGAGUCAAAGCGACCGAGAGCAACGAGACAAAUCAGCUGACAUCAAAAGGCAGCUCGUUUUAGUGAUUAAGUCAUAGAAGCGCCAUCGUUGGGGUUGGAAGAUCUGUUCUGUCUCCCAGUUGUUCCCACAUGGUCGCCAAUUCCUGACACUAUCGCUGUGGGGUGAAGCAGGGGGAGGGUUUUAAUGUGCACCCUCCACCCACUCCUCUACUGACUCAUUCCUUCUGUUUCUGACUCUCACAUGGCUCACCUGUCUUUUUUUAUGGUGCCCUCCUCACACAGUGAGUCUGGCCGUGUUAAUCUCUCACUCACACACACACACACACACACACACACACACACACACACACACACACACACACAGACUGUGUGCCAGGAGAGUGUCAGCUUCAUGCAGGCAUGCCAACAUGAAACCAUAACAAGGCAAGUUUAAUUUCAUAUGACUCUGAGAGUAUGAUGAUAAUAUUGAAUAAAUGGGAAAACAAUUUUGAUCAUCAUGCAUCAGCACCGCUCGCUGGCUUACCUUUCCCUGGUGUAGGACUGCAGGUCACAGGUAACUGCCAUUAAGAAGGAUGUAAAACUGAUGAGGAUUCAGGGCUGGGGCUCAGAUACAAUCGGCACUCCAGACAACCACUACAGUAAUCUGAUCCGUUCUCAGCCACUUGCAGCUCAGUGUCCUCUGCUAUAUCACACACACUGCAGAGGCAUCCAGGGGUUCAGGUUUGAUUCUUUUUGGCUGACUUUUGCUUGUGAUUCCAGACCAAUAACAACAACAAACCUUAAUUUAUUCAGUUACUGCUUUCCUUUUUCUCCUUUCAUUAAUCUUAUGUGUCUUUUCCUUUCCAAGCCUGCAUCUCUUCUUCUUUGUACAUACUUUGUUACAACACAUACUGACAGUAUAUAUUAACUCAUCUAUACAUAAGUAUAUGUACUUUUGUAAUUUGUUCGAUAAGUUGUAUUUUCAGACCACAUCAUCGACUCACAGCAUUUUCUACUAAGUAAUUGUGAGUUGAAAAGGGAAAAACAGGUCUGAUGGAUGGAUGU